Messenger RNA from Aaosphaeria arxii CBS 175.79, 1234 nucleotides. RefSeq lists its product as uncharacterized. Gene Ontology annotation, cellular component: mitochondrion; membrane. Gene Ontology annotation, biological process: mitochondrial respiratory chain complex IV assembly. The record is from RefSeq and is a predicted model, not a curated record. The transcript has 3 exons. Lineage: Eukaryota; Fungi; Ascomycota; Dothideomycetes; Pleosporales. The coding region runs from base 34 to 924 and encodes 296 amino acids.
ACACAAGUCACGGCACUUUCGCAUUUGUCCGCCAUGUCGAAGCCCAACCCUUUCGCGAGACUUUUCCAACGGUACUAUUCUCAAUUCCCGACAGCCGUCCGAACGCCUUCCGCGACCCCAUUGCGACGAGCUCCGCAAUGUUAUCGCGAACGAUUCGUUGCUGAGCUCAAGCUUCAUCGUCACCAGUUUCGACGACAAUUCGCCAGCAGCCCAACCCCGCGAUCGAACAAUGGGGGCCUCGACCCGAACUUCGUUUCUAUCCUCGACAAACCAGCAAAGAUGGCUCGUGUGGGCAAACAACACGGACCUGGGCUAAUCAUUCUCGCCAUCAUACCAAUAACAGCCUUCUGCUUGGGAUGCUGGCAGGUACAGAGGUUGGGAUGGAAGGCAGACUUGAUUGCGCGAUUCGAUGACCGUCUUACAUUCCCCCCCUUGGAACUCCCUCUGCGAAUAGACCCAGACGCUAUCAAGGACUUCGACUACAGGAAGGUGUGGGCCAAGGGUAAACUGCGGCACGAUCAGGAGAUGCUCGUCGGACCACGAAUGCUGGAGGGCGAAAACGGGUACAUCGUGGUGACCCCACUGGAGCGAACAGAUGAGAAUGGAAGGACUAGCAAGAUAUUGUGCAACCGGGGCUGGAUCAAAGCAGAUGCAAAGAAACAAUGGUUCAGGAAACAGAACGGUGCAUUGCCCGAGGGCGAGAUCGUGGUAGAAGGAUUGUUGAGAGCACCACCGAAAAAGAACAUGUUCACACCGAUCAACCACCCUGAGAAAGGUGAUUGGUUCUUCCCGGACGUGCAGCAAAUGGCAGAUUGGACUGGAAGCCAAGCUGUUUGGGUCGAGGAGAGCAACCAGCGCCGGAUCUACUUGUGUCGUAUGAAAGGGAGCCAAAGGGCAUACCGAUUGGAAGGCCCGCCGCUGUGAACUUACGGAACAACCAUACGCAAUACAUCUUCACUUGGUAUGCGUUAAGUCUCGCCACCUCUGUGAUGCUCUGGAUGGUGGUCAAAAAACCUCUGUCAGGCACACAGCGCCGCGUCAGACAUAGUACUGAAUGGUCCUGAGUCAGGCGUGCUCCUCCUGUUCGUCGUCUUCUACCACCGUUUGCAUUCGCUUUCUCUUUGCCCUUUUGGCUUUCUGGACAGGCUCCAUACGCAAUUCUUGGAGUAGCUCUCGUGGCAGCAUCUUCUGUGCCAGCGAGAAUGAUGUAGUAUUAUUCGUGAUCUGGCGCUGC